CCGAUGCUUUGAAUUUUCUAUUCUAUUUUCUAUGCUUAAGGCUUAGACUUACCCAUCCAAAUUAAAAUCUCGCAUGGAUUCUCUUCAUCCUUCCCCGAGUCCUUUUCCUUGUAAUUCACAGCUUUUUGGUACUGAUUCCCAAGCAUUAUGACUUCAAAGAAACACGGGGAAUCCCGCUCACCAAACCCACGACGCCAAGCAAACGACUUAUAGCUACAGUACUCUUUGUUCGUCUUUCUCAAUACUUUGUCCCUCGGGAUACAUAAAGCUGGGUAGAUCAGGACUCAGAAUCGGGGGCGAUUUCGGUUUAUCCAUGGUAAACAAGUCUUCGAGUGCUGGGAGGUAGCCAGAUCAUAGAAUAACGAGAAACCCCCCCGGGCGCUUCUUUCUUGUGCGUAUUGGAUUUUGAGCUGAAAAAUAUGGUGGGUAUAUUUUCAAGAUUUACUGUUGGAAGGAAUGCCCAUCGACGGACGCAAAGCGCUCUUGAUGAGAGAGAAUCGUUACCUCCGAAUUCUGAAGGUGCCACUGCCCAGAGUGCCGUCACAACCACUUCUCAUGGAAUUGAAGUAGCAGUAGAGUUUAAGCCUGUUGAACACCCGACUGAGCCUCUUGACCAUGAUAGACCAGUUCAGUGCCCGUUGCCAGAACCUUCAAUUAUCAAUGAUGGAAGAAUAUGGAAAGACAGAGCAUCUGCAACAAUGCAUAGAAGAUCUGACGUGGCAAUGAUGAAGGAUGGAGGAACCCUUGAAUCCAAUGGUGCAGGGUCAAAGCCACGGACAACUCAUUCUAACAGAACGAUUCUGCCAUCUCUCAGUGCCCCAGAACAUAAUAUCUUGAACCUUCUUGAAGAAUGUAACGCAUCAGGGAUGUAAACUGGUAUUGUUUUUAAUAUGGGAUUCUGUUCUCAACUUUCAUAAGUUGGAUUGUGUUCCUUCAGUAGCGUUUAUUCUUAAUGCCUAAUUCAUUUUGCUUGGGGCAGUGAAGAUUGAGAAUUGUUGAUGAUUCAAGCCAUCAUACAUUUUUUGUCACAGUUUUUAAGGCCUCCUUUAAUAAACGCACCCUAUUGCUUUACAUUUGAGAAAUGUAGCAUGAAGCUAUUCAUGCAGUCUAACACAUCGCAUCAACUCAUUCCUUUCAUUACCAUCUCUGUUACUCUUAUUAUUGUAUCUAAAACUAGCUUUUAAUCGUUC
Neltuma alba is the source of this 1190-nucleotide messenger RNA. RefSeq lists its product as uncharacterized. The transcript has 3 exons. The record is from RefSeq and is a predicted model, not a curated record. Lineage: Eukaryota; Viridiplantae; Streptophyta; Magnoliopsida; Fabales; Fabaceae. Bases 420 to 872 code for a protein of 150 amino acids.